This is a messenger RNA of Podarcis muralis (Common wall lizard), 564 nucleotides long. NCBI's taxonomy places the organism in Eukaryota, Metazoa, Chordata, Lepidosauria, Squamata, Lacertidae. The record is from RefSeq and is a predicted model, not a curated record.
AUGCAGCAUUGGCUUCCCGAUAGCCCGCUAACCCGUUCUGCCGUACUCUUCGCCCCUUUUGGGGGUUACCUGACGGCCAGACGGGCAGCUUUAAGGGCACUGCCGGGAACCAGACACCCCUGGACACCCUCCAGAGGCUUUAAAAUUUUCUUUCCCCCUCUGACCAUUUCCACUGCCUUGGCCCUAGUGUCACUGGGAGCUAGAACAACUAUGUUGAGUCAGCUUUUGUCAGGACUUGGCUUUAAUGAUAUUACCAACUGGGAAAAACCUAUCAAUUCUCUGAAUACAAGAAGAGGAGACUUCUAUGUGGAUGAGGAAUCAAAGGUGAAAGUCCCUAUGAUGAACAAAGUCAGCUGGUUUGAGACUUACCAUGAUAAGAUCCUGUCCUGCAAGGUUGUGAAGCUCCCUUACAAGAGCAACGUUUCAGCAUUAUUUAUUCUUCCUGACCAAGGGAAAAUGAAGCAGUUGGAAAAUGCUCUUAGCAAAGACGUUUUGUUAAAAUGGAGGAAUUCUACAAAAUCACAGUAAGUGUACAUGCUAUAGUGGAAAGAGUGUAGUACAUAU